AUGCGCUCCUUCGACAGAAACGGACAGCUUCGUGGGCGUUUGUCGCGGGCGCGAAGAGAUCCCAUGGAUGGUGCCGCUGAUCCUUCCUCUGAUGAUCGUGCGCCCUUGUGGAGUCUUUCCGGACUCAUAGAUCAUGUCAGCAACAGUCGAUCUACGGUGCCAUCUUCCCCGCCCGUUCUUCGAACCCUGGCGACUGAACUCUAUCAGCACACAAUCGGAACAGCAGAAUGGUCUCCGAGGAUUCAGAGCCUGCAGCCUUUGAACGAAGUCCCUGACCACAUCAGCCAAGAUGACAACGCAACGAAUACUGAGAGCAUAGAGCAUCAGCGUCUGAUGGCAGACAACGCCGAGCUCGCGCAAGCGCUGCUUGAUAUGGAUAAGGAGCUCAAUGCAGCCGAACAAGCAACCCGCGGUCUUGCAGCGUGGACAAUCAACGAACGCACCCGGCUGAUGACCGAAGCUUCCCACCAGCGCCUUCUUGGAGAAGAAUACGAAACCAUACUUCGCCAACGUGACGAGCAAGUCAUUUAUCUGCUUGAACGGUAUCAGGAAGUGAUUUUUAAUCACACGCAGAUGUUGGGGCGUGAGGGUGAGGUGAUGGGCCGAGGUGCUUCCAGGGACAGCCUGAUGAAAAUCAACAAGAUGAGGUCGCAAGUCGGCUUACCACAAAUCGACCAGUGUGGUACUGUUAUGAUGUUGCCAGAAAAGGACGUUCAGCACGGUACUGUCCAGGAAUUUCCGUGGGCAAAUUACCAUAUCACGCAUGAAGGGCAGACUAACGCAACCGUGAAGAAAACUCAGUGGGACCGUGGUGCUCAGACCGAUAAUAUGGCGAUCGAUACCAAGCAGGUCAAGCAGGCCCCUGGUCAGUACGUCGUCAGCGAGGUCACGAAGGAAGACCCUGGUUUGAAGGCGCCUGAGCAAGGCGAGGCGAUCGAAGACGAGGAAGGAAUAAUUGCGGAGGUAGCCGUUAGUCAGCGUGUCCAGGGGGGCUGCUCGAGCACCAUUAGUCUUCUUCGCACUGAUCCCCCGGCGCACUGGCACAUGCGGUUGUGGAUCGACGCUCCGCAUCUCAUUCAGGGUACUAUGCAUCAGAUUGCUGCUUGGUCAUGUCUUCGGCAUGAAAUACGGGCACCAGCGCACCGAUCGCGACAAGUACAUCGAGGUCCUCUACAAGAACCUGUCCAAGAGCCCGUCCUCACCGAAGACGAUCUCUGCUUGGACUACAAGAAAGCAACACACCAUGACUGUACCUGUCACAAGUACAUCAAGGGUGUUAAUCUCAACGGCGAGACGAUUACGGCUGGCAGCAGGGAGUUUGACUACAAGAGCAUCAUGAUGUACGACUCCUUCGACGGCGGUAGUUACAAUUGCCCGGAUAAGUUCGUGAAUCGCCCACUGUCGCGAUGGAUAGUACCCGAGGAUCAGGGCAAGGGGAAGGAUCGAGUCCAGAUUCAGCGCGGCGAGGUCGCGGACCUGGAUUACGAGUGGAUCAAGACGACAUACCCGUACAAGAAACCACCGAAGUGAGGCUGAGCCACUGCUGCGUAUGUCGGGUAUGAACUGAAG
This is a messenger RNA of Didymella exigua CBS 183.55, 1569 nucleotides long. RefSeq lists its product as uncharacterized. The transcript is spliced from 6 exons. NCBI's taxonomy places the organism in Eukaryota, Fungi, Ascomycota, Dothideomycetes, Pleosporales, Didymellaceae. The coding region runs from base 1 to 1530 and encodes 509 amino acids. The record is from RefSeq and is a predicted model, not a curated record.